This is a messenger RNA of Platichthys flesus (European flounder), 3937 nucleotides long. RefSeq names its product calmin b (gene clmnb). The record is from RefSeq and is a predicted model, not a curated record. Gene Ontology annotation, biological process: nuclear migration. NCBI's taxonomy places the organism in Eukaryota, Metazoa, Chordata, Actinopteri, Pleuronectiformes, Pleuronectidae. Gene Ontology annotation, cellular component: meiotic nuclear membrane microtubule tethering complex; nuclear outer membrane; cytoplasm. The coding region runs from base 737 to 3331 and encodes 864 amino acids. The transcript is spliced from 10 exons. Gene Ontology annotation, molecular function: actin filament binding.
UUGAGCACUGCCCGAGCCCUACAGAAUGACCUCCAGCAGGCCACUGGUGUGAAUGUCUCUGCCCAAACAGUCAGAAACAGACUUCAUGAGGCUGGCCUCAGGGCGCGACGUCCUGUAGUGUGCCCUGUGCUCACUGCCCAGCACCGUGGAGCUCGAUUAGCAUUUGCUAUAGAACACUAGAAUUGGCAUGUAAAUUUCUGGAUGAAUCUGUUGGGAUUCAUCCAGAAAUUUAAAUGAAUUGCCAACACACCUCUUACAAUACUUUUAUAGAACAUUUUUACGAGUAAAUGAUCUAGAUCAACUUCUGUCGAACCCUUUACUUCCUACCCUCAUUCCUUUAGCCUGUCCUGAACAAGCUCUGAAGAAAUCCAGGUGUUUAUGACUCAUUCACACUGAGCUGCCAGAAAGGUUUAUCACAGACCUCCGCAAGAAAACAGUUCAACCUGUAGAAUAACACAGCCGACUCCUUUCUGUUAAAGGUUAAAGAUCCCAACACACUGUGCAGCUUCCUCCACAGGCAGAGGGUUUGAGCUGCAGCCUGUCAACAGGGGCUGAGUUGUUUCCAAGGGGGAGUGGAGCCAGAGCUGAUCCACACCUCGGAGAUAGGUUCCAGCGUGUUCAGGCAGGACUCACUGCCUCACUCUGCGUUUUCUUCCCCCGUAGUCAGUACAGAAACCACAGAGCUGCUCUAAUUGCUCCAAGUGCCGGACAGUAUUUUUUUUUAGAAAACAUCAGAAUGCAGGACAAGGCCAAAUUGGGCUCGGAAAAGAAACCACACGGAGAGAUCAGCGAACAACCUCAGCCUCAAGAUGAGAGGAAAGCAGCGCAGAAGAGAACCUUCACCAGGUGGAUGAAUGGGUUUCUGCACAUAUGUGAUCCUCCGCUUGAGGUGCACGACCUGUUCACAGACAUUCAGGAUGGCAGGAUACUCAUGGCCCUGCUGGAGGAGCUGACCGGCUGCAAACUGCUCUACAGGUUCAGGUCGUCUUCUCAACGCAUUUUCCGACUGAACAACAUUUCCAAGGCCCUGGCGUUCCUGGAUGACAGACAUGUUAAGCUCCUUGGAAUUGACACCUCUGGUGUUGCUGACGGCGUCCCCUCUGUUGUUCUUAACCUGGUCUGGAUCAUCAUCCUGCACUUCCAGGUAAAGGAGGUGACCAGAGGCCUCCACACGCAUUUGUCCUCUAGCCUCUCUUCCUUAUCAGCGAGCGGUUACUCCUCUUCCAGUGACCUCUCUCUCCAGCCAAAUGACGUUGGCAGCUACUCGUGCAAAACCCUGCCAAGCAAGGGUAGGAAUGCUGCCAGGGCGCCAAAGUACCAUGGGAAAGCAAUCAAGUCUCUUCUGCAGUGGGUCCAAAGAUGCACAUCAAAGUUUGGGGUGGAGGUGCAUGACUUUGGGAAGAGCUGGAGAAGUGGGCUCGCAUUCCUCGCCAUGAUUAAGUGCAUAGAGUCGGACCUGGUGGACCUGCGGGAGAGUCUGUCCGGAGAGCCGAGGGAAAACCUUCAGCAGGCCUUCAUGAUAGCCCACCGCAGCUUUGGUAUAACACCUCUACUGGAGCCUGAAGGUGUAAUGUGCUCCUCACCAGAUGAGCAGUCCAUCAUUACCUAUGUGUCUAUGUUCCUGGGGCACUGUACAGGCAAGGAUGAGGUUCAAACAACGGACAUUGGAGUUCCUGAUAUCCCAAGUUAUGGUUCCCUUGAGUCAGUGAGAUUAGGAGAAACCCCAGCUGACAACACAGAAGCCCAAGCUGUGCUCAGAGGUUUGGAGAAGAGCAGCGAGCAGCUUCUGUGGAAGCAGUGGGCCAGGAGAUCCCCGGCUGGCACCCAUGCCACCUCGCUCCACUUGAAUGACUCAGUCACAUCUCACCUCUCCUCCAGCGACGGUGACAUUGUUUCAUCCUGUUGUCACAAAAGCAUCACUGAGCAGUCUGAAGGCAGUGCUGCCUCCUCACCACUCAACAAAAAGAGAGGGAGGCAUAGAAGUAUAUUACAGCCGCCCAGUCCUCUAGACGCAGGUGUAGUCAACCCAGACAUUCGAUCCUGGAUGGAGAAAAGCUCGAAUCAGGUCCACGGAAAGUCCAGAGCGGACGAGAGUCGCUUUUCUUUGAGCUCAGAAGAGGGAAUCUACAGUUUGUCAGUGCUGGACUCAGAUGAGGAGGAGGCCUACAGCUACAUCCUGGAUCUGAACAAAGACGUUUUUCAAAGGGUCGAAGAGGAGACAGUGGAAGAAAUCGACGAGGAGUCAAAGCAUCUGGAGGCAUGUGACAUGUCCAAUGGUCAUGGAUCUAAACUUCAGGGAGGUUCUGUUGUAGGAAAUGCAGAUUUCGAACAAGAAUCUGAAGACAGGGCUGAGGCAGUGGUUCACUGGAAGCAGGAUUUGGACGAAAAUGAAAGUAUGAGAUACAAUCGACCCGUGUUUGACAUGGAGCCAGAGGAUGGGAGCUUUAGAAAAGAGGAACCUGAGGAGGAAAGAGUGGUUGUAGGACAGCUUAAUGAUUAUGAUGAGGAGGAAAGGGAGAAGGAGACAGAGGAUGUUAGAUUAGUGACACAUGGAUAUGAUAAAACAGAGGCUCUGAUAGAUGAGGCAGAGAUUUGCAAAAUGGCUCCGUUUGAGGAAGACACUGACAGAGGACUUACUGUAAUAUUUGUACAAGUGAGUGAGAAGAUAGAAGUAGACGAAGAGGAGGAAAGAGAGAGUUUGGCAUCAGUUGAGAACGGGCAGGAUGGAAACUCAGGGAAAGACAAAGGGGAAGAGGGGAAUAAUAUGAAGGAAAAGAGAGGAAAUCCACACAGCGCUGUGACCUUAGUUGGGUUCGGGGUCGGAGUAAAUGAAAAAAUACAAACUAAUGAGGGUGUGAAUGAAGUCCGAGGUGUCAGCGCAGCUAUAAUUAACACACAAGUAGAAAAUGAAAGGAAAGACUGUGGCCCCAAAGCGGAGGAUUCAAUAAAGAACUACGAUAUAGAUAGAACGGAGGCGUCCACUGACAAAGACACAAAUUCAAUGGAUCCUGAGGCAGUUACAAGAGAAGAGGAAGAGGACAGGGGACUGAAGAUUAAGAAAUACAAACUCACCGAUAAGAAGACAAUGACGGUAGAACAUCUGGGGGAAACUACUCCAAACAAUGACCCUGAUGGAAGUGUUAACAUUCAUGCUGGGGGUAGAAGUCGGACCUCUAACUCAUUCAGCGGCGAGGGAGGAUUCAUUCUUCAGUCUUCAGCCGCCUCUUGUGACAUAACCCCAUUAGAGCUGGAAAUGCUCUUGGUCUUUUGGAUGCUGCUCUACUGCUGCUUCAUCCUACCUCAAAUGAACCUCGGAGCCCCCCUGCUGUAAACCCUCCUUAUUCGGAUAGGCUUAUUAGCCCAGUUCCCACUAAUGAGCCAAACAGGGACACUUAAGGCUGUGUUGACUCUUUAUCUGUGUCGCAAAAUUUCCCUCUAGGCAACAUUUAAUGAUUAGGUUUGCCUCUCUCUGCCAGCAGAUGUAAUUUGUCAUUGGGGCUAUAGUUUCAGAUAAACUGUAACACUGUUUUCUAUAGUUAAACAGAUUUUCAGCUGCCAGCUCCUACAUGGCAAACAUUAUUAUCCAAGUUUUGUGAGAUGUUUUUGUUGCUGAAUGCAUCUCCAAAAGUGCUUUGUUUAUUUGAUUCAUUCCUGUUGCAGAAAUAGUCCACAUGGUGGCGUUGCAGCAUCACAGCGGCAAGUGUCUGGCAUGUUAGACUGUCUAUACAGCAUUCUGCUGCCUGCUGAGGGGUCCAUCGGGCCUGCUGUUUAAUUAGAAGCUGUAUCGACAUGGUGAGAUUAAGCUCAUAACAUUUAAUGAGCACUUUGACAUUUCCUAGACUCACUCGUUGUGUUAAAGCAAAAGUUUAUCCACAAUUUAGGCGCGUCUCAUGACAUUCUAAUGACUGCAAGAAUAAUAAAGCAGAUGUGUAAUAUA